Bipolaris oryzae ATCC 44560 is the source of this 1215-nucleotide messenger RNA. RefSeq lists its product as uncharacterized. The record is from RefSeq and is a predicted model, not a curated record. The transcript has a single exon. NCBI's taxonomy places the organism in Eukaryota, Fungi, Ascomycota, Dothideomycetes, Pleosporales, Pleosporaceae. The annotation marks the transcript as partial.
AAUACCAUUAUUCCACUAUCAUCAUCUUCCGUUGUUAUUAUGGAUACAAAGGCGCAGCUUGGGUUGCUGCAAUCGUUGGAGAUGUUAUGGGAUGACAAAGAUAUACACGACUCUCGCACUAUCGAUCCCAAAGCGGAUGCCUCAAUGCGGCAUUCCCUAGAGACGUCGUGUGAUGUACCUGCUAUUGGCGCGGUGCAUGCUGUCUCUGAGACUCGGCCGACAUCUUCUGUCAUCAAUGAUGCUUUGGGGCGCCCAUCUCCGCAAACACUUUUCGAUCAUUCUAAAAUUGAUCCCUUUCAAUCGCUACCCAAAAGGCUACGAGCUUUUUCCGAAUGCGAUGCAAAAGGAGCAGCAGGUGAUCUUCCUUCGCGGUCAACAUGGCUUCCCUCUGAUAUCAUUAUACGGGAUUUUGCUCGUAUACAGUUGAAUUCAUCCCCAGAUUCCAAAACUCCUUCACCAACUCCACUUCGACUCGCUCUUAGAAGACGCAAAAGCCAACCGCUCGAUUACACCCGCCAUAGAAUUCUCCUACCCACCACAAUCAAGCUCAAAAGUACAAUUGAGGAUGAAUCCGCGCAUGCCACGGGUCCCCCUGAUCUUUCUCCCAAACAUGUCGGCAGACACCCCGCUCCGUACAUCAUGCCGCCUCUCACAGACCUGGAAAAGAUCCUCCAUCCCACGCUCAUCAACGCCAUCCUCCUGUCCGACUACGCCGAUGCCUUCCCCAACCGUUGCUUCUGCUCGCUCGUCCUGCACGAAAUCCAGUGCCAGCUACCCACCCUGCGCCUAGACCUCCACGGACCCCGAAACCAUCAGCACCUUCAGACACAGCUCCGCUGCAUACUCUCUUCAAACACUACCGUGCUCGACAAGCUGCUCGGUCUCUACGGCGACGCUUUGCGACUACAUGCACAUGCACGCAUGAACGCGCGGCCCAUGGUGCUAGAUACCUGGAACGAAUUCGUCGGGCUGCUAAUCGAAGAUGUGUUCAUGCUGCCCAGGCACCCGAUCUUUGGCCAGAUUGACGAGUUGGAGCGGCUGGAGCGUGCGGUGGAGGUUGGGCCUGACGACGAGUUUUUUGUGGAUAGGAGGGGAGUUAGGGCUGGGUUGCGGAAGAGUAUGGAAAAGGGGAGGCGCAAGAUAAGGGUGUUCAAGUAUAAGGGGGAUAAGAGGGUGGUUAGGUCGAGGGGCAGAAGGUGGGAUUUUACGUCUUAG